Messenger RNA from Knipowitschia caucasica, 675 nucleotides. NCBI's taxonomy places the organism in Eukaryota, Metazoa, Chordata, Actinopteri, Gobiiformes, Gobiidae. The record is from the annotation of a GenBank genome assembly.
AUGGAUGAAGAAGGAAGAGGAAGGGGAAGAAGAAGGAAGAAGAAGAUAGAAAAGGGAAGAAGAGGAAAGAAGAAGAAGGGGAAGAAGAAGCAGAAGAGGAAGAAGGGGAAGAAGAAGAGGAAGAAGGGGAAGAAGGGGAAGAAGAGGAAGAAGAGGAAGAAGGGGAAGAAGAGGAUGAAGGGGAAGAAGAGGAAGAAGGGGAAGAAGAGGAAGAAGGGGAAGAAGAGGAAGAACGGGGAAGAAGGGGAAGAAAGGAAGGGGAAGAAGAAGGAAGAAGAAGAUAGAAAAGGGAAGAAGAGGAAAGAAGAAGAAGGGGAAGAAGGGGAUGAGGGGAAGAAGAGGAAGAAGGGGAAGAAGAGGAAGAAGGGGAAGAAGAGGAUGAAGGGGAAUAAGGGGAAGAAGGGGAAGAAGGGGAAGAAGAGGAAGAAGGGGAAGAAGGGGAAGAAGAGGAAGAAGGGGAAGAAGAGGAAGAAGGGGAAGAAGAGGAAGAAGGGGAAGAAGAGGAUGAAGGGGAAGAAGGGGAAGAAGAGGAAGAAGGGGAAGAAGGGGAAGAAGGGGAAGAAGGGGAAGAAGAGGAAGAAGGGGAAGAAGAGGAGGGGAAGAAGGGGAAGAAGGGGAAGAAGGGGAAGAAGAGGAAGAAGGGGAAGAAGAGGAAGAAGGGGAAGAAGAGGAUGA